AUGCGUGAUGUUUCCAGUUACGUAUACUACAAAAAAGUUUCAAAGGAACGUGGGAUCAGUUACCAAGAUGGAAAUUGCAUCUUGCUGGAUCGGCGAUGUCGAGACCGGAGAAAAUCCCGGACUUGCCUUAAAAUCUUCGAGGAAACUCACCGCAUCGUACCGAGGGCCGAGAACGGCGGGGCGGGAGAAAGAGGGAAGAGAAAAGCGGUUGCUACAGGCGUCAGGAUGAAGAUAUCUCGAGGAACACAUGCACUCCAGGGCGGAAUUCCAUCUUUUGACAUGACCAUUUUCCCCGUUUUUGAAGCAAUGCGUGCCCAAAGCCCCUUAUCAUUCUCCUGUCCGGUGUAGAGUUUGUUAGACGACUGGACGGAGAACUGAUAAGGGCCCGAGGGUCACAGAAUCAUCGUGGGACUGGAUACAUCGCAUAACUCUUCGUCCGUCAGAUGCCGAAAGCACGUGGCAGGAACAAUGCAAGCUGUUUAUUCAUCAAUUUGAUUUAUAUUGUAUUAUGAUAAUGUAAUGAUAUUUAAUAAGCGUUGUUAUAUCAAUCGUUAAACCAUAUUCGUAUUUUAUCAAUGAUUUAACAAAUAGACAAGAAGUAUUUUUAUAAGUAUAAUUACAUUUAUUUAAUUAAUGGAAGAAUGAA
Molecule: messenger RNA, 646 nt
Organism: Temnothorax curvispinosus
Lineage: Eukaryota; Metazoa; Arthropoda; Insecta; Hymenoptera; Formicidae
Exons: 4
Coding region: 1-348 (115 amino acids)
Source: RefSeq, a predicted model, not a curated record